Messenger RNA from Leptidea sinapis, 2530 nucleotides. RefSeq names its product mediator of RNA polymerase II transcription subunit 13-like. The transcript has 10 exons. Lineage: Eukaryota; Metazoa; Arthropoda; Insecta; Lepidoptera; Pieridae. Gene Ontology annotation, molecular function: transcription coregulator activity. Gene Ontology annotation, biological process: regulation of transcription by RNA polymerase II. Gene Ontology annotation, cellular component: mediator complex. The record is from RefSeq and is a predicted model, not a curated record. Bases 92 to 2212 code for a protein of 706 amino acids.
GGGCCGCGCGGCGCGGGGGGCGGCGGCCGGCCACGCGGGAGACAACCACCGGCUGAACCUGCUCGAAUACUCAGACGGCGGCGCGGCGGCCAUGUGUGCUCUCCGCGCGGCAGCGGGCGGCGCGCUCGCCAGCACCAACGGUACCACCACUCCCCACAGCGGCGCCGCCACCCCCACCGCCAACGGCUCCACCACCACCAACAAUGGCAUCACCACCGGCGCGGUGCAUCGAUGGCCUUUUAUCGGGGCUCGGGCGCCCCGCUCAUCCAGGGACGUUGUUAGACUGAUGCGCCGGCUGCGGCCGCUGCUGCAGGACGCCAUACAGAAGCGUUGUUGCGGCGCGCGGAUGUGGGACGGCGUGACGGGCCCGCUCACGUGGCGUCAGUUCCACCGGCUGGCAGGGCGCGGCAACGAGGACCUUUGUGAGCCGCAGCCCGUGCCCCCGCUGCUGGUGGGCCACGACCGCGACUGGCUGUCCCUGUCGCCGUACGCGUUGCGCCACUGGGAGCGCCUCGCUCUCGAGCCGUACUCGUACUCUCGGGACGUGGCCUACGUCGUACUCGCGGCCGACGGCGACGCGAUUGCCGAACCGGUGCGGGCUUUCUUUCGUGAGCUCUCCACGGCCUAUGAAGAGUGCCGCCUCGGAAGGCACCAGCCGAUCACGAGGAUAGCGCGAGAUGGCAUCAUCAGGACUUCACCGGCGGAUGUCGACAGAGACGCGAACUGUGAGGAGUGGACGGGUGAGGUGCCGCCAGGGCGCGCGGGCGAGUAUGUGCGUGCGUACGCGGAGACACUGCGUGCGACGUUAUUACCGCAGCUUGCGGCGCUCACCGUCGACCGCUCGCUCUUCGACUCGUACAGUGGAGGCGGGUCGAUGCGGGCGCCGUGCGCGGGCGGCGAGCGGCCCGGCACGCCGGCGGAGGGCGAGGGCGAGGCGGGCGGCGCGGCGGGCGGCGCGGGGGGCGGCGCGUGGGGCGACGAGCGCGAGGGCGGCGGCGUGGCGCUGGUGCUGUACGUGGUGGAGCCGCCCGCCGGCCACGCGCUGCCCGCGCUGCUGCGGCUGGCGGCGCGGGCCGCGCGCCAGCUGCAGCAGCACGACCCGCUCGUCAAGAUAAUAUCUCUAGAAGGCGUGUGCGAGACGUGGACGGGCGGGGCGGGCGGCGCGGGCGCGGCGGGCGAGGUGCGCGCGCUGGCCUUCAACGUGUUCACGGGCGCGCGGCGCCUGCUGCAGCACCACGCCAACGGGAAGUCGCUCACCGGCUUCGGCACCGCCGCCAACGGCAACCUGUUCCUCUCAUCCAAAGACGAAAAGAAUCGUGCACCGUACCGGUUGUUCUCGCCCGCGUGGGUGCUGGCGCCGCCGCGCGCGUUAAAGGAGGUCGCCGAGACGUGGGGCCAGGGCUCGGAGCCGGGCGCCGUGCUGUACGUGGCCUACUGCCUGUCGCACGACCAGCGCUGGCUGCUGGCCGCCGCCACGGACGCGCGCGGCGAGCUGCUGGACACGGCCGCCAUCAACAUCCACGUGCCGCACAGAUCUCGACGGAGACGCGGCGGACCGGCGCGCCGCCUCGGGCUGACCAAGUUGAUGGACUUCACUCUGGGCGUGAUGUCCCAGUCCGCGCAGCCCUGGCGACUCGUGGUCGGCAGGGUGGGCCGGAUCGGACACGGAGAGCUCAAGGGUUGGAGUUGGUUGCUGUCUCGGCCGAACCUGAAUCGCGCGUCGAACACGCUGCGUGAGCUCUGCGGCGCGUGUUCGCUGCUGUACCCGCACGGAGCGCCCUGCGUGCUGUCCGCCUGCCUGGUGUCCACCGAGCCCGACCCGUGUCUCCGGCUCAUGGCGGAUCGAUUCACACCCGACGAGCGCUUCUCGCAGGCUUCCAUCCAAUCACAUCUACAUACGCCGCGUGACGUCACCGCCACACACAUACUCGUGUUUCCGACCUCUGCUACCACACAGUCAAAUCAAAUGCCCUUCGAGCCUCCGAUGGCGAACGGCGAGGAAAACGACAUGCUUCUGAUGGGCCUGGAGAUGGUGGACGAGGAGAUCGGCGAGGUGCAAAUGACGGACCUGCUCAUCGGAGACAUGUUCAUGUGGCAGGGCUCCCCGCGCGCCUCGCCCCGCGCGCACGACGACGCGGCGCCGCCCCACCACCACCCCGCGGAGCACUGUCCGCGAGAGGACGACCACCAGCCCGUGAGUGCCGCUAGAUAAAGGGAAAUAUUAAACAAGUUUCACUUAGUGACACUAACAAAAUUGUUACUUUAGUUAAUAAGACAAAUUUUUAAGCGUUCUCCGUUUGCAGCUAUGGUGAACUAAUAAUAGUACAUGAAUUAACUUACACAUUCCACGAUCUACUGGUGAGGACUGAGGCCCGAAAACUACAGAAAGUGUUAUUUCGCUGGUUAGCUAUUUGGUUGAAAAGAAGCCAAUUAGAUUGAGAGUGCUAAUGAAUGAUAAUAUAGUGUAGUUACAAUGUUACGUAACGGUGGUCCUGUGUUUGCGACAGGAGCAGGUGGGCACGGUGCUGCA